AUGUCAGACAUUGAAAUAGUCUCUAAACUGCUCUCUGAUUCAGUUAUCGCACAGACAUCAAAAUUAGCAGAAAAGAGUCUUAAGGAACUUGAGAGCCAGGAUGGGUUUGGUUUAACAUUAUUGCAUGUAGUGGCAGCUGAAAAUUUGUCCAUAUCUACCAGAUUGGCUGGUGCUUUAUUUUUCAAAAAUUUCCUAAAAAGAAAAUGGGUUGAUGAAAAUGGUAAUCAUCUCCUUUCAGUAUCCAGUGUGGAAUUGAUCAAAAAGGAAAUCAUACCAUUGAUGAUUAGCUUACCAGCUAACUUACAGAUUCAAAUUGGUGAAGCUAUUUCGAUUAUUGCAGACUCGGAUUUUCCUACCAGAUGGCCUGGAUUUUUAGAUGAUCUUGUAUCUAGAUUAUCUCCAGAUAAUAUGAUCCUAAAUAAAGGUGUAUUAAUUGUUGCACAUUCAAUUUUUAAAAGAUGGAGACCAUUAUUUAGAUCUGAUGAUCUAUUUUUGGAAAUUAAACUAGUUUUAGAUAAAUUUACAAUCCCUUUCUUAAGUCUUUUGGAAACUGUGGAUAAACAAAUAGAUGAAAAUAAAAACAAUACACCACAUUUAACCUUGUUAUUUGAUGUUUUAUUAGUAUUAAUUAAAUUAUAUUAUGAUUUUAAUUGUCAGGAUAUCCCUGAAUUUUUUGAAGACAAUAUUCAACAAGGUAUGGGUAUCUUACACAAGUAUCUAUCCUACUCAAAUACCUUAUUAGAGGAUCCGGAUGACCCAGAAAAUACAAGUAUUGUAACCAAAGUUAAAUCUGCCAUACAAGAAGUGGUCCAAUUAUAUACCACAAGAUAUGAUGACGUUUUCAGUCCAAUGGUCAACGGAUUCAUCGAAAUUACGUGGUCUCUAUUAACAUCAACCUCAGAUGAGCCAAAAUAUGAUAUUCUAGUAUCAAAAUCUCUAGCAUUUUUAACAGCUGUUUCUCGUAAUCCGAAGUAUUUUGAAAUGUUUAAUAAUCAAGAGGCCAUGAACAAUUUAACAGAACAAGUUAUCUUACCUAAUGUUACUCUUCGUGAAUCAGACGUUGAAUUAUUUGAAGAUGAUCCAAUUGAAUAUAUCAGAAGAGAUUUAGAAGGGUCGGAUACUGACACAAGAAGAAGGGCUUGUACAGACUUCCUCAAUGAAUUGAAAGAAAAGAAUGAAACCUUAGUAACAAAUACCUUUAUGAUUCACAUGAAGAAGUUUUUUGAACAAUAUCAAUCAAAUCCAACAGAAUACUGGAAAUAUAAGGAUCUAUACGUCUUUUUAUUUACCACUUUAGCAAUCACAGGGAAUAUAACAAGUGCUGGUGUAUCCACGACCAAUCCACAGCUAAAUGUUGUUGAGUUUUUCACUGUCCAGAUCAUUCCUGAUUUGACUGGUAAUGUUGCCAAUAACAUUCUAAAGGUUGACGCAAUUAAAUUCAUAUACAUGUUUAGAAACCAAUUGAGUAAAAAUCAAUUAAUAGAAAUUCUUCCAUUGUUGGCUAACUUUUUAACAUCUGACGAGUAUGUUGUUUACACAUAUGCUGCAGUCACCAUCGAGAGGAUACUGUCCAUCAGAGAGUCUGUAUCAUCUCCUAAUUUUAUUUUCAGUAAAAAUGAUAUUAGUUCCAGUGCUGAAAUGUUAUUGGGUAAUUUAAUAAAUUUAAUCAUGAAACAAGGAACUGUACCAGAAAAAUUAGCCGAAAACGAAUUCUUAAUGAAAGCAAUUUUCAGGGUUUUGCAAACAGCAGAAGAUACCAUACAAGGAUCGUUCCCUACUCUGUUAAAUCAACUCAUCAGUAUAAUUAAUAUCAUUGUAAAAAAUCCUUCUAAUCCAAGAUUUUCUCAUUAUACAUUCGAGUCAGUUGGGUGCCUUCUUAGAUAUACACCUACGCAAUCGUUAAUUACAUUGAUAGACUCAAUGAUGCCGUGUUUCCUUCAUAUUUUAUCUGAAGAUAUUCAAGAAUUUGUGGCAUAUGUUUUCCAACUAAUUUCAUUUGGUGUAGAAAAAGCAGGUUAUGUUCCUGAUACUGUCAAGCAAUUGGCACAACCGCUUUUGUCACCAUCUGUUUGGGAUUUAAAGGGUAAUGUACCUGCUGUAACUAGAUUAUUAAAGGACCUAAUUAAGUUUGAUAAGAGUAUUUUCCAAGAUUUGAUUCCGGUUCUGGGUGUUUUCCAGAGAUUGAUAGCAUCUAAGGCUUAUGAAGUCCACGGAUUUGAACUUCUUGAAGCUAUCGUUCUAUACAUAAACCUGGACCAAUUGAAACCAUACUUAAAGCAAAUUGCAGUGCUACUUCUACAACGUUUACAAACAUCUAAAACAGAGAGAUAUGUUAAGAAAUUAGUCGUCUUUCUAGGUCUAAUAUCGUGGAAGAUGAAUGGCGACUUUGUUGUUCAAUUUAUUGAUGAAGUACAAGAUGGUAUUUUCUCUCAAAUUUGGAAUUCAUUUAUCAUUCCAACUCUACCAACAUUGGGUAACCUACUUGAUCGUAAAAUUUCAUUGCUAGGUGUUACUAAAAUAGUCACAGAAAGCUCCUUAUUUGCGAACAAAUACCCACAGUUGGUUGCCCCAACCUUCGAAACGUUAAUAAAAACUUUGGUAUCAGAGGAUGUGGCAAAUUUUAAGAGUGAUUUUGUUGACUUAGAUAACAUGGAAGAAAUUGUGACCUUUGGUUCGUCUUUCAGUAAACUAGGUGUAGUCAGUGAAAAAGCAGUUGAUCCAUUACCCGAAGUUGAUCUAACUAAUGGGCUAAAGCUUUACAUUAGUCAAUUAUUGAGCAAAUAUGUGACUAACCAAGGAGCAAACUUCUCAAACUCGAUUCUCCCAAAUCUUACUAACGAAACACAAACGAAAUUAAACCAAUUGUUAACUGGUGCAUGA
This is a messenger RNA of Maudiozyma saulgeensis, 2880 nucleotides long. The record is from the annotation of a GenBank genome assembly. Lineage: Eukaryota; Fungi; Ascomycota; Saccharomycetes; Saccharomycetales; Saccharomycetaceae.